This is a messenger RNA of Henningerozyma blattae CBS 6284, 4305 nucleotides long. RefSeq names its product Srb8p (gene SRB8). The transcript has a single exon. Gene Ontology annotation, cellular component: mediator complex. The coding region runs from base 1 to 4305 and encodes 1434 amino acids. Gene Ontology annotation, biological process: regulation of transcription by RNA polymerase II. NCBI's taxonomy places the organism in Eukaryota, Fungi, Ascomycota, Saccharomycetes, Saccharomycetales, Saccharomycetaceae. The record is from RefSeq and is a predicted model, not a curated record. Gene Ontology annotation, molecular function: transcription coregulator activity.
AUGCUCCCUACUAAAUAUCUUCUGACACCUCCAGAAGAACUCCAUCCAUAUGUACCAGACUAUUUGCGUGAUACACAAGCUGCUAUAUACCCAGAUUUUGAUCCUUGGCAACAUACAAAAGAUGAGGACACUAUAAUGACUAAUUUUGUUUCCAAAGGGUAUUAUACAACAUCGAAAGUUAAUUUUGAAAGUGUUUCAGCAAGGUCGAGCCUUCAAGAUUCAUUACCAAAACUAACAGUGCAAUUAGCAUCUCAAUUCAGUAAUGUUGUUAAGUUAAGGGAAGAAGAAGUCAAUAGAAUUCCUGCUUUACCAAAAAAUUUUGAAGGAACUUUAUUUAACGAUUUAAGUGGCCCUGGAUUCAGUCUACCUACAAGAAUAACAUUGACUGAUCAUAAGAGGGAAUUAUGGCUGCAAGAAUUAAGCUCUUCUUAUGCAUCGUUAUCCAAGAUAUCUAAAUAUGUUCCACAUGGACUGAAGAGGCGACAGGUACUGGAACAGUGCUAUAUGAAACAAAUACCUAUCAAACGUGCUAUUUGGCUAAUAAAAUGUUGUUAUUCUUUGGAAUGGAAAUCAUUAAUGAUAAAGAAUCAAAAUAAAAAUGAGAACACGAAUAACAUUAAUUUUCAAUUGUUAAAGGAUUGGACAGAUAAUUAUGUGUUUAUUAUGGAAAAACUAAUCUUCGAAAUGAAUACAUAUAGUGAUGAUCAAAUAAGACUGAAAGUCUGGAAAUCAGAGAUUAAUUAUUUUUUAAAACUUAUUGGGAAUUGCUACAGCUUAAAUUUAUUGAAUAAAGAAGUAUUUCAUCAUUGGUUAGUAGAAUUUUUUUCUAAAGUAGAGAAUUUUGAGUUCUUACCAUUAACAUUGCAUAUAUUGACUACAUUUUGGGAUGGCAUCUGUCAGCCAAAUAAUAUAUCAGAUAACUCACAACCUUUUUUCUUAGUUUCUAAAAUUGUCGAAACUUUAUUACAAAAAUAUUAUCAAAUCUCUAAUGCAAAAUCUAUGAUAAAUGAUCAAAAAUAUAUCAUAAAUGAUAUCAAAAAAAAUAACUCAAUUAAGAAAGCAAUUUUAAAUACAAUAAAAUCAUUGGUAAUUAAAUUAUUUCAAACUCAAUCUUUAGAGAUAUUUUUAUUUCCGAAUUCUAGCUGGGAUACAUAUAAACCAUGCUUAUAUGAAAUACUAAAUACAAAUAACGAUACAUCUCGCAUGACAAAUGAUAUAAGAAGAAAACUGGAGCUAGUUAGUUACAGGAAUGAAUCUUUAAAAUUUAGCAUUUAUCCAAUUGAGAAAAGUUUAGGCAAUGAUCCUGCAAACUAUUUCCCAGCUCCAGAUUCCAAUAAUGAGUAUAUAACACAACUGAAGUCAGUUGAUGUAAAAUUCACUAAAUUGUUGGAUAAUAAUUCAAUAGAUUAUGACUGGUCUACUUAUAUUGAUAGGGAAAGUUUUUCAGUAGGCCAUGUUCUACAAUUGUUAAUAUGGACGAUCCAUCCUUCUCGUAAAGAUCAUAUAGAUUCAAUUCAUUUAGCUACUAAAAUAUUAUUAUUAAGAAUCAACAGUAUGGAAGGAUCACAAGAAUAUGUUUUCGAAGAUACAAUUUGGUCAUUAGUGUUUAGAAUUUCAAAGAUAAAACCAGAAAAUAGGAAUUCAUUUGUUAAUCUAGAGUGCUUAUAUCGGUUACUUAAUCUGCUUAUCGUAUAUGGCAUUAUUAAAGUUCCAACGUAUAUUAGAAAAUUGAUUAGUUCAGGAAUAUUGUAUUUGAGUGAUUCUACAGAUAAAUUUUUCCAUUGUGAUGUUUUAAUUAACUUAAAUAUCUCUCCUCUAACAAAAAGCCAGUACAAUAUGGUCCUAAAAAAUAUGAUGGAAUAUGACACUUCAUAUUUUGAGAAUUAUACUUAUGAUAAAUUAUUAGUAAUGUCAGAAGAAUUAAAACAAAACUUAUUAAAUGGCCAAGAUGAUUUUGAUCCAGAAAGUUACCCAUUAAGUGUGAAAUCCAUGGUUUCAGAAUGGUAUCUGUCGUACUUAUGCAAUGGCGAUCUGAAAAUGAUAGAUAAAGGUAGCUUACUGAGAAAUUUUAGAAUAUUUAAAAAUAAGUUGGAGGGAUCUCACCAUCUAUACAAAUGGCUUGAAUUUAUCGUUUAUCAUCAGUUAAUGGAAAAUAUUGAAACGUUGGAGGCCUUAAUGGAUAUUUUAAUGUGCAAUGAAAAAAUAUUCUCCCAAUUUAUUAAUGACCAUAUACUUUUCAUAAAGACAUUCAUCUUUAUAUAUAUUAACAUUCUCAAGGUUAAAGAUUCGGAUGCAUAUUUCGUUACGUCUUUUAUGCCAUUUUGGAAAUUUGUGAUGAAAUGUUUCCCAGUAGAAAUUACUAUUGACGAAGAUUUGAGAAACAAAAUGUCAUCAGUAUACGAAAAUGAAAAAUUAAAAAUUGAAAAACUUACGAAGGAGAAACAAUUAUGCUAUUCUAUUCAUGAUAACUUAGUUAAUGAAAAAUCUGAACAUAAUAUUAAAUCCAAUAGCCCUGGAUCUACACCAAAUAAUAACUCUGUAACCCCUACUAAUAGACCUUCUUGGAAUUUUACUGAAAUCUUUCAAAUUAAUAUUAGAAUAUUGCUAGGUAAAAAUAAUUCAGUUCAAGAACAAAGCAGAUCAAGGAAAAUAAUGUUGUUAUUAAAAGGUAGCAAUGUAAGAGAAUACAACAAAUUUAUUUCAAUAUUUUUAAAGAGAAAAGAUUUUAAAUUGUAUGAUUUAUACUUUUUAAUUGGAUCUAAAUUACUAACAUUAGAACAGAUUCAAAAAAUAUUGGGGUAUGAAUACAUAAUGCAAUUAAUAUCAAUAAAUUCGUGUGAAGAUUCACUAGAAAUGAUUACACCAUAUUUUGAAAUUCAUUGUUUCCAAUUCAUUGUUAAUAAUUUUCAAAAUAUUUCAAAUUUUUGUAUUGAAAAUUUGUCUAAAUAUUAUCACCAAUUUUUGGGAAUAUUAAUUCCGAUUGGUACUAGAAGUGGUUUAGCUAGAACAAGUACUAAAAUAAUUGAAAAUCUGUUAAACCAAUCUCAUAUAAAUAAAACCCAGUUUUUAGAAGAUGCAUUACGCUAUGGUACAACCAGUAAUAUUGUCAACAAUGAUCUAGAGUGUGAUAUUUUUGAGGAUGAUCAUACUUUGGAUGAACUGAAUAUUACAAAUUUUUAUCAUAAGCUAGAUUUUACUAAUUUAUGGCUAUUCCAAUCAUUUACCAGUUAUCAAAUUAGCAUCCUAAUGAAAGAUGAAGAUGGAAGUUACAUGGAUAAUUUAAAGAUAUUCUUAUUUGAAUUAAUAGAUGUAUGCAAAGGUAAUUGUUUAUGCUCUCAACUUUUACAACAAAUAUCUAAUGUCGAUAUUUUGCGUUUAAUAAUCCACAUCUUUGAAAAAGAUUUCUUCGAGAAAUGUUUAUCAGACUUGGGAAUUCAUUCUGAUGAUACAGUAAACACGAAUUUCCAAAACGAUAAUGAUGAAAUUUAUAUUCCGAUUAAAAUUAUUAUUUUGUUGUCUCAAAGAAUUUCUAAAAUCAGCGGCAGUAGUGAAAUUAAAAUUGAUAAUGAAAUGUUUCAAUUAAUAUGUCAAAAUAUUCAAAAAUUUUAUUGCCUAACCGAAGAGAAUUUGGUCCAUGAAGGUAAAAGAUUAGAAAUCUUUUUAAAAAUAUUUACAUUACAUCAAAAAAGUAUUUUCCAUUAUAUUGUAACAUGCUUACAAACUAAUCACAAGAAUCGAUCGAACAUUAUUCAAACCAUUAAAUCAUUAUUUCAAUUAUUUGAUAAAAUCUCCUUUAACUUGAAUUUGAAAUUAAUGCUAUACGAAAUAUUAUCUUCGUUAAAAUCGUACAUAAUAUAUUCAUCUACAAUCAUUUCUGAUUCUGAAUAUCAUCCCGUGACUAGUAGUAGUAGUGUAACAAGUGCUAGUAGUCAGAAUAAUACUAUGACCGGAAAUGGUAACAACAAUUUUCAUUCUACCCUAAAUAUUCCAAGAGAUUUGCUAAAUUUACCGCCGUUCCAGGUAUCAUCAUUUAUUGAUGACAAGGAAAAGACAAACGUUAGUGAUGACAUAACAUUAGGUAUAACUCUUUUACCCUGUGGUACCAAUAAUGAUAAUUUCACAGAAGACAAUAUGAAGAAGUAUUAUUUAUAUAACGUAAAGGACGAAGUGUAUGAAAGCCAGUUGCAUAAUGAAUCAUAUUACAACAUUUCUAAUUACCAAUCUGAUCAUGGAUCAUCAUUCAAUAACUCCUGUUUAAAUUUAUCAUUAUUCAAUACAGCUUAUGAAAGAAGAAAUCCAAAAUAA